Messenger RNA from Paramecium tetraurelia, 1249 nucleotides. RefSeq lists its product as uncharacterized. The record is from RefSeq and is a predicted model, not a curated record. NCBI's taxonomy places the organism in Eukaryota, Ciliophora, Oligohymenophorea, Peniculida, Parameciidae. Gene Ontology annotation, molecular function: protein binding. The transcript is spliced from 5 exons.
AUGGAUUGGGCAAUUAUUAGACCUAAAAUUGCAACUGAUUAUAAAAGAUAAUGUUCUGAAUUUUCAAAACCUGUAAAUGAAGCAAUAGUUCGGACUUAUUAAACUAAAGCCAAUGAUAUUAACCUAAUUUUUAGAGGAAAUUAUAAGCUCAAUUUCAAUCAGAGAAUGUUAGAUUAAGAUUUAAUUUUACUGCUUUCUUGUCUUCAGAAUUACAAGGAUUAUAUACAACAUAUAGAUCUAUCUUUUAAUGAGAUAACUAAUGUAGGAAUUCAAGAAUUAUCAAAGUUUUUAUCAGGAUGUAAUACAUUGGAAAGUCUCAACUUAUAGAGUAAUAAAAUUGGUGUGGAAGGAGGAGAGUUGAUUGCUGAAGGGAUUAAGGAUAUAUAAACAUUGACUCAUUUGAAUCUGAACUUUAAUAAUUUAUAAACAAAAGGUGCUAUGUCUAUUGUUGAGAUGUUAUUUAAUAAUAAAACAAUUUUAGAGUUAAAUUUAGCCAAUAAUGGAAUAGAUCAUGAUGGCGUUAUUGCAAUUACAUCAAUUUUGAAUUGGAAGAAUAAUUCAUUGUAAAUAUUAAAUUUGGAUAAUCCAGUGUAUCAUUCUAUUGGAUAAGAGACAGCAAUACACUUUGGCAAAAUGUUUCAUUCGAAUAGAGGAUUAGAAAAAAUAUCUCUGUAAAAACAUAAUUUUACAUGUGAUGCCAUAUACAUCAUCACAGAGCAUUUAUUAGAAAACAAUAAGUUAAGAGUAUUGGACUUAACAGCAAACCGAAUUUCAUUUAAAGGCUGUGAAGCUAUUGCUAAAUAUUUGUGCGGUGAAUAUUGUGUUUUAGAAAGUCUUAUAUUAACAUCAAAUAGAACAGGACAUUAUGGAGCAAAAGCAAUAUCAUAGGCUUUAAGCAAAAAUAGAACCUUAAUACAUUUAGAUAUGGUAAGGAAUGAUAUUGAUGACAACGGUUUGAAGAUGAUAGCAGAAUCAUUAGAAACAAAUGAUAUGCUUGUCUCACUUAAGCUUUAUUAAAAUCAUUUUGGCUAGAUGGCCUUAUAAGCAUUUCAUAAAUACAGAAUGAAAAAUAACAAAAAAUAAGCUGAAAGAUUCUGGGAUUUCCAUACUUACAUUGUAGACAAUCAUAUUGAAAUGGCCUAUGUAGAACAAAAUAUUCCUUACGAUAUUUUAGUAUCAAGUCAAUAUUUUAUUAAUUGAAUUAAUUUUUACAAAAAUUCAUAUUAAUAACAUUAAUUUCAAUUUUAAA